AGUGAACUGGCUUAUGCAACAUUCAGUGUGGUUAUUGAACUUUGUGAAGAAAUACUAAAGCGGAAUGAAACUAAAUUGUCGUGUUCGGAGAGGACAGAGAGAAAAGGGCAGAGAGCAAGUAUAAAUAGUAACGGUGAGACAGCAGGUGAGUGUGGUUUUCUCGCUCAUCCAGGAAAAGCAUGAAGUGGUUUAUUCUGGUGGCUCUGUUCGGGCUCGGCCUCGCCCAGCACAACCCCCACACCAGGCAUGGCAGGACCAGCAUCGUCCACCUGUUUGAGUGGCGUUGGGCGGACAUUGCCGCAGAGUGUGAGCGUUUCUUGGCUCCAAAUGGUUUUGGUGGAGUUCAGAUCUCCCCUCCAAAUGAGCACAUUGUACUGAACAAUCCCUGGAGGCCUUGGUGGCAGAGAUACCAACCAAUCAGCUACAACCUUUGCUCCAGAUCUGGCAGCGAGGACGAACUGAGAGACAUGAUCACCAGAUGCAACAACGUUGGGGUCAACAUCUACGUGGAUGCUGUCAUCAACCACAUGUGCGGAGCCGGCGGUGGAGAAGGAACCCAUUCUUCAUGUGGAAGCUGGUUCAGUGCUGGCAGGAAGGACUUCCCCUCUGUCCCCUACAGCCACUUGGAUUUCAAUGACAACAAAUGCAAGACUGGCAGUGGCAAUAUUGAGAACUAUGGUGAUGCCAAUCAGGUACGUGACUGUCGCCUGGUCAGUCUGUUGGACCUCGCCCUGGAGAAAGAGUAUGUCAGGGGUAAGGUGGUCGACUUCAUGAACAAGCUGAUUGACAUGGGUGUGGCUGGAUUCAGAGUGGAUGCUUGCAAGCACAUGUGGCCCGGUGACCUUUCUGCUGUCUAUGGUCGUCUGCACAACCUCAACACCAAGUGGUUCUCUGGUGGCUCCAGACCUUUCAUCUUUCAAGAGGUUAUUGAUCUGGGAGGUGAGCCCAUUUCCUCUAGAGAGUAUUUCCAUCUGGGAAGGGUGACUGAGUUCAAAUAUGGUGCCAAACUGGGAACUGUCUUCAGAAAAUGGAACAACGAGAAGCUGCAUUACACCAAGAGCUGGGGAGAGGGAUGGGGUUUCAUGCCCAAUGGAAAUGCUUUAGUCUUUGUGGAUAACCACGACAACCAGAGAGGCCACGGCGCUGGUGGUGCGUCCAUCGUUACCUUCUGGGACUCCAGGCUCCACAAGAUGGCUGUUGCCUACAUGCUGGCCCACCCUUACGGAGUAACCAGGGUGAUGUCUAGCUUCCGCUGGAACCGCCAUAUUGUCAAUGGAAAGGAUCAGAAUGACUGGAUGGGCCCUCCCAGCCACGGUGACGGAUCCACCAAGCCUGUUCCCAUCAACCCAGACCAGACUUGUGGAGACGGAUGGGUGUGUGAGCACAGAUGGCGUCAGAUCAAGAACAUGGUUAUUUUCCGAAACGUAGUCAAUGGACAGCCUCAUUCCAAUUGGUGGGACAAUCAGAGCAACCAGGUUGCCUUUGGACGUGGCAAUCGCGGUUUCAUUGUCUUCAACAACGAUGACUGGAACCUGGAUGUGACCCUGAACACUGGCAUGCCCGGUGGCACCUACUGUGACGUCAUUUCUGGCCAGAAGGAAGGAAGCAGGUGCACUGGGAAGCAGAUCCACGUUGGCAGUGAUGGACGUGCCCACUUCAAGAUUAGCAACAGAGAUGAGGACCCCUUCGUUGCUAUUCAUGCCGAGUCCAAGCUGUAAACACAUCCCGACAAACUUUAAAGAAGUCUUAUUUCAACUGACUUGAUUGAUGAACUUGACACAUUACUGACACAAUUUAAAAAAUGCUAUGUAUGCUGAGUCAGAUCAUUUUUGCAAUUGAUUUUUUUGUUUGCCGAUUUAUUGAAAAUAAAGCCAUAUAUUUGUAUUUACAGUUUUCAGAAAAGAAAUGUCCGCUAUUGCAUCUGUAAUCACACCCAACACAUCAUGCUGACAUCACAGUCACCCCCUCCAGAACUCAGCAUCUUCCACUGAUACAUUCAAAUGGAGAUAAUAGAAAUACAUAACUAUAAAAUAAAAUAAAUAUAAACAUCAAAAACUGUUGUUGUAAAGUUCUGCUUUGUAAUAAACUGUUCUCCCCAUUCAUAGCA
Molecule: messenger RNA, 2107 nt
Organism: Larimichthys crocea (large yellow croaker)
Lineage: Eukaryota; Metazoa; Chordata; Actinopteri; Sciaenidae
Gene: amylase
Product: pancreatic alpha-amylase
Exons: 10
Coding region: 180-1718 (512 amino acids)
Biological process (GO): carbohydrate metabolic process
Molecular function (GO): alpha-amylase activity; cation binding
Source: RefSeq, a predicted model, not a curated record